This is a messenger RNA of Sclerotinia sclerotiorum 1980 UF-70, 369 nucleotides long. RefSeq lists its product with no specific name. Lineage: Eukaryota; Fungi; Ascomycota; Leotiomycetes; Helotiales; Sclerotiniaceae. The record is from RefSeq and is a predicted model, not a curated record. The transcript has 4 exons. The coding region runs from base 1 to 369 and encodes 122 amino acids.
AUGCUUGAAAUUCCAGAGAUUGAUAAAAAAGGGAAAAUAUGUACUAUCGUUUACGCUCUAGCACAUGGCCGAACGGAGAUUGGAAACGCCGAUAACGAUCCUACCAAGUAUUCUGAAGCAGAACUUACAAAUGGAAAAUUAUCACCAAAGCCUGAAGUAGAGAAACCCAACCGCGGAGCAAGAAAACUUAACACAGCAGCAAAACCGGAAUCUGUUCCUAGUGGACCAAGAUGGCCAAAGAGAGGAACUAUGGAAAUAAAGGAAAGUACUGAAACAAGUAACUUAGAUCUAGGGAGAUACUCUUCUCCAGGCAUAUUCUUCCUUUAUGAAGAAAUUCCUUUGGCGUUUAUCGAUAUUCUACAAGUAUAA